This is a messenger RNA of Adineta steineri, 1446 nucleotides long. The record is from the annotation of a GenBank genome assembly. NCBI's taxonomy places the organism in Eukaryota, Metazoa, Rotifera, Eurotatoria, Adinetida, Adinetidae.
AUGGAAGAUUCAACAGCAAUUAAUAAUGAACACGAACAAUUAGUUAAUCGACAAGCAGAUCAUACUGGUAUACUGAAUCCACGUGGACCAUAUUUAAAAUGGAUAGCUGUAUUUUUUAUGUGCUUCUUAUCAUUUGGAUCAUAUUAUUGUUAUGAUAAUCCGGCUGGUUUACAAGAUGUAAUGAAAGAUGAUUUAAAAAUUUCUUCAACAACUUUUACAUCAUUUUAUUCUUGGUACUCAUGGCCUAACGUUGUACUUGCUGCUGUCGGUGGUAUACUAAUUGAUAAGUGGCUAGGAGUAGCUCGUGGAGCAACAGUAUUUUGUGCAUUUAUUCUUGUUGGACAAGUUAUUUUUGGUCUUGGUGGUUAUUGGCGUUUAAUAUGGCUGAUGAAUGUUGGUCGAUUUAUAUUUGGUAUUGGUGGUGAAUCACUUUCAAGUGCACAAAAUGCAUAUGCUGUUUCAUGGUUUUUUGGAAAACAAUUAAAUUUUGUAUUUGGUCUACAACUUUCAUUUGCUCGUGUGGGAAGUUUAGUAAAUAUGAAUACAAUUCAUCGUAUUUAUGAUUCACUUGGUUCAGAUCUAACUGGUCCACAUCGUAUUGGUACAACACUUUUAAUUGCCGUAUCAACAUGUUUUAUUUCGCUAGCAUGUGCACUUAUUCUUUGGUCAUUAGAUAAUCGACGAAAAAAAGUUGUUCAAGAAGAUAAUCCACCAGAUCCAAAUGAUGAAUUUCAUAUUAAAGAUAUUCGACAUUUUUCUGCUUCACUUUACUGUGUAUUUAUUAUUUGUGUAUUUUAUUAUGUUGCUAUAUUUCCAUUUAUUGCUGCAGCACAAUUACUUUUUGAAUCGAAAUAUAAUUUAUCACCUGCUUGGUCAAAUGCAUGUAAUAGUUUAGUUUAUUUGAUGUCAGCUAUUCUUUCACCAUUCCUUGGUUAUGUUGUUGAUUUAACUGGUAGAAAUCUUUUUUGGUUAAUGGGUAGUAUAACAACAACAAUAAUUGCACAUGCACUUCUUGCAUUUCUAUUUGUUCAUCCUGUUGUACCUCUUGUUUUAAUGGGCAUAUCUUAUUCAAUAUUAGCAGCAUCACUUUGGCCAAUGGUUGCUUUUCUUGUUCCCAAAAAAAUGUUAGGUACAGCAUAUGGUUUUAUGCAAUCGAUUCAAAAUCUAGGUCUUGCUGUCAUGAAUAUAUUUACUGGUUUAAUUCUUGAUAGUUAUGGUUAUUUUAUGCUUGAAAUCUUCUUUAUCAUUUGUCUUGAAGUUGCUUUAUUAGCAGCUGCAUUUCUUUAUGUUUAUAAUUCAGUUAAAAAAGGUAUGCUCAAUGAUUCACCAACCGUUCGACGUGCUAAACAAGCUGAAGUUGAGGGUAAAACCGAUACUACAAUAAACAAUGUUGUUGAUUCACCAUUAUCACCUGAUGGAGGCUAUGACAACUAUUCUAAUGCUUAA